This is a messenger RNA of Cladocopium goreaui, 458 nucleotides long. NCBI's taxonomy places the organism in Eukaryota, Dinophyceae, Suessiales, Symbiodiniaceae. The record is from the annotation of a GenBank genome assembly.
UGGUGCCAAUGGCCAUGGCUGCGCUGUGACUGGCCAUGGGAGGAUCUGCUUGGCCCGCACUACUGGCGCUGACCGGGCUGCGGGCCGUGGCACUCGAUUGCUGGACCGAUGGCAUCACCCGGGGCCAGUGCUGCAAUGCCAUUUUUGGUCCAGGUGGAAACUCUCAUUGUUGGGAUGGUGGAGACUUCACCUUCGAAAGCUGUUGUGGUGAAUCGUACCAAGCCUCUGAUUGCAGCGCCUUCGUGACACACUUCAGCUUUAGCGUGGUGGGGGCCAUCCGUACGGCCAAUCCCGGCGAGGUUUGGGAAAGCUGUGCGCGGGCCAUGGAUUUGGAAGGACAUCGGUGCAACUCGGUGAACACCACCACCCGAAGCUGUCCGGAGUGCGGACGACUCUCCAUGUACCUUCCGCGGCUUGGUGGCCAUGUUGGCCCUGCACAAAACCCACAGGGGGGCUAG